AUGUCAAAUUUAACUCCAAUUGCCACGUAUAAUUUGGCUUUACAACCAUUUCAACCAGUUCCUGCCAUUGAAGAUGAUUUCCCAAUUUCUAUUAGAAUCACUUUAGCUUCAUUGGACCCUGAAGCUGCCGAUGAUAAAGCUGAACCUUCAAGUUUAAGAAUUUUGAAAAAAUCAAACUCAUUGUUGAAUGAUGAUUAUUUUGAAGAUGAUGAAGAUGAUGAAGAUGAAGAGGAUGAAUUAGAUGAUGAUGAAGAAGAAGAGAAAGAAAAAUCUUCAAAGAAAUCAAAUGGUAAGAAAUCCAAUAAAAAAGAUGAAGAAGAUGAUGAUGAAGAAGAUGACGAUGAAGACGAAGAUGACGAAGACGAUGAUGUUUCUGAAUACAUUGUUUGUACUUUAUCGCCAAAACAUCAAUAUCAACAAACUCUUGAUUUAACUAUUACUCCAGAUGAAGAAGUUUAUUUUGUUGUUACUGGUUCAUAUCCAAUUCAUUUGACUGGUAAUUAUAUUGAACAUCCAGCUGAUCAAGAUGAUGAAGAUUAUGAUGAUGACGAUGAAGAUUACGAUGAUGAGUAUGAUUUGUCUCCAGAUGAAGAUGAAAUCAUUUAUGGUGCUCCAUUAGAUGAUGAUGAUGAAGAAGAAGAGAGUGAUGAAGAAGAAACUCCAAAAAUUGAAGAAAUUAUUGAAGAAAAAGAAAAGGAAACGGAAACUGCCAAAGAAUCUAAAAAAAGAGUAGCUGAAGAACCAACUUCUAAAAAAUCUAAAAAAGCUAAAAAAGAUGAAAAGAAAUCGGUUCAAUUUUCAAAAGAAUUAGAACAAGGUCCAACUGGUUCUACUUUAGUUGAAAACAACAAUAAAAAGUCUAAUGCUUCAACUAAAGAUAAAAAAGAUACUUCAGUGAAUGAUGAUGGUGAUAAAAAGAAAAAAUUCCCUACUAAAACUUUAUUGGGUGGAGUUAUAACUGAAGAUAGGAAAAUUGGUUCUGGUGCCACUGCUAAAUCUGGUAAUAAAGUUGGUAUUAGAUAUAUUGGUAAAUUGAAAAAUGGUAAAGUUUUCGAUAAAAAUACUUCAGGGAAACCAUUUAGUUUUAAAUUGGGUAAAGGUGAAUGUAUUAAAGGAUUUGAUUUAGGUGUUACUGGUAUGGCUGUUGGUGGUGAAAGAAGAGUUAUUAUCCCACCAAAAAUGGGAUAUGGAUCUCAAGCUUUACCUGGUAUUCCAGCUAAUUCUGAAUUGACUUUUGAUAUUAAAUUGGUUUCAUUGAAAUAA
Messenger RNA from Candida dubliniensis CD36, 1263 nucleotides. Its product is annotated as peptidylprolyl isomerase. The coding region runs from base 1 to 1263 and encodes 420 amino acids. Gene Ontology annotation, molecular function: macrolide binding; peptidyl-prolyl cis-trans isomerase activity. The record is from RefSeq and is a predicted model, not a curated record. The transcript has a single exon. Lineage: Eukaryota; Fungi; Ascomycota; Pichiomycetes; Serinales; Debaryomycetaceae. Gene Ontology annotation, cellular component: chromatin; nucleolus.